AUGGACGAGAACCCGUUCAACGCCGGCGGCCCGGCCGACGAGGAGGUUGAUCUCUACGAGUUGCUCAGUAUCGAUAAGACGGCCACGCCGGACCAAAUUAAGAAGGCAUACCGAAAAGCCGCCCUCAAGUACCACCCGGACAAGGUCCCCGAGGAACAGCGAGUCGAGUCCGAGGUCAAGUUCAAGGAAAUCACACAGGCAUACGAGAUCCUCGGCGAUGAAGACAAGCGUGGCCUCUACGACGUGCACGGCAUGGCCGCCUUCGACAAGUCUCGCGGCGGCCCUGGCGGCGCCGAGGUCGACCUGAACGACAUCAUCUCGCAGAUGUUCGGCUUCGACAUGGGCGGAGCUGGCGGCCCCGGCGGCCCCGGAGGCCCUGGCGGACCCCGACGACCCCGACGCGGACCCGACGAGGAGCAGCCGUAUAAGGUGACACUGGAGGAGCUCUACCGCGGCAAGACGGUCAAGUUCGCCGCCAACAAGCAGGUCCUCUGCAGCACAUGCAAGGGCUCUGGUGGCAAGGACAAGGCCAAGCCCGCACAAUGUGAGCGGUGCAAGGGCAACGGUAUCGUCGAGGCCUUCCGCCAAAUUGGCCCCGGCAUGAUGCGCCGUGAGGCCGUCGUGUGCGACCACUGCCAGGGCGCCGGCUCCGUCUACAAGGAGAAGGACCGCUGCAAGAAGUGCAAGGGCAAGCGCACGUCGCAGGAGAAAAAGGUGCUCGAGAUCUAUAUCCCCCGCGGCUCCAUGCACGGCGAGCGAAUCGUCCUUGAGGGCGAGGCCGACCAGCACCCGGAUCAGAUCCCCGGCGAUAUCGUCUUCACCCUCGUCGAAGAGCCCCACGACACCUUCACCCGUCUCGGGCAUGACCUCUCUGCUGAGCUGAGCGUGUCACUUGGUGAGGCCCUUGGCGGCUUCUCCCGAACUGUGCUUAAGCACCUUGACGGACGCGGCAUCCGCAUCGAUCGAGAUCAGGGCCAGCUCCUGCGCCCUGGUGAUUGCCUCAAGAUUCCCGGAGAGGGUAUGCCGAUGAAGCGCGGCGAUGCCAAGGGUGAUCUGUACCUGCUGGUCAAGGUCGAGUUCCCUGAGGACGGCUGGCUGAAGGACGACGCGGCGUACGAUGCUCUGCGAAAGAUGCUGCCCGCCGCCCCCAAGGACAUCGACGCCGACGAGGUGGACGAUGUUGAGUACGAGGACGACGCAGACAUUGAAAAGAUGGGCGCGACUGCAGGACACGGAUUCGGCGGCGAAUGGGAAGAUGAGGACGAAAUGGGUGGUGACGGCCAGGCGCAGUGCCAGACCCAGUAA
Molecule: messenger RNA, 1305 nt
Organism: Ilyonectria robusta
Lineage: Eukaryota; Fungi; Ascomycota; Sordariomycetes; Hypocreales; Nectriaceae
Exons: 4
Coding region: 1-1305 (434 amino acids)
Biological process (GO): protein refolding; response to heat
Cellular component (GO): cytoplasm
Molecular function (GO): ATP binding; Hsp70 protein binding
Source: RefSeq, a predicted model, not a curated record